Molecule: messenger RNA, 1410 nt
Organism: Aspergillus melleus
Lineage: Eukaryota; Fungi; Ascomycota; Eurotiomycetes; Eurotiales; Aspergillaceae
Product: histidine phosphatase family protein
Exons: 3
Coding region: 1-1410 (469 amino acids)
Biological process (GO): dephosphorylation
Molecular function (GO): phosphatase activity
Source: RefSeq, a predicted model, not a curated record
AUGGCCUCAAUCUACCAAGGCCUAACAGACAUGUUUUCUCUUUUUCUCGCCGUUCUGUCCUCCGGGACUCCGUCUCUCGCUCGCGAUUCCUUUUAUCCCUCCCUGAACCACACGACGUACAUCACCGAUGCCGUGCUGGGUCCGUACGGGGGCAUCUACGCCGCACCUGCCGAUCAACCCAGUCCUCCCUCGCACAACGAUGUCUACAAUUACUGUUCGAUGCCUCACCCUCGCGCAGAGACCUACGCGCUGCCGCCUCCGAUCGCGAACAAUUCUGUCUCGGCGCGGUUAGUCUACUUGGAGUACAUGCAGCGUCAUCAACGCCGCACGCCGUACAACAUUCUUCCGGGUGGCGAAAAUGAACCCUUCAAUUGCGACAAUAUUCGCCCUCAUCUAUACGCCGCACCAGAGCAAGGCGCAUCGCCCGCCCAUGUCUACGGCCAGGCCUACUCGGACCCGGCCAACCCCUUCCUGGCCUCGUAUGUCAACGGAUCAUGCCAAUACCCCCAGCUCACUAUUGGCGGUCUCCUCGACGGCUACCAGCACGGUCGGGACCUCCAUGCUGUCUACAGCGACAAGCUUGACUUGAUCCCGUCCUCUCCGGAUCGCAAGAAGGUCUGGCUGCGCUCUACUUCCUCCGUGCUCACGCAGAGCUCGGCUGGUGGAGUCCUCCGCGGCAUCUGGCCCGACCACGAGGGACCUAUCGCUCUCCAUCAGCAGGCCUCGGGCAUCGACACGCUCGACCGUGGCUUCCCCUGCUCGGCGCGCGAUUAUCUUCUCUCAUCUAUCCAGUCGACGUCUGUCUGGAACGAGCAUCUAAGUGUGACUGCCUCGCUCCGCGACCGUCUGGCUACGGUCUUCGAUGCCAACGAGUCCAGUUGGAUGUCCACGUUUGAUCAUUUCGCGGAUAACUUCCAAGCGCGGUUAUGCAAUGGUUACGAUCUCCCUUGUCAGAAAGACGGGUCGAAUUGCGUGACCACUGCCGAAGCGCACGAGGUGUUCCGCGCGGGUGACUGGGAAUGGAAUUACUGGUGGCGGUACAAUGAUGACGCGACGCUAUAUAUCCAGCUCGUUCAGGGCCUUUUCAUCGGCGAUGUCGUGAGAAAGCUCGAAGCCGUGCAAAACGGCCGGUCGGACGUGGUGUACAGUCAUACUUUCCUUCACGACGGCGAUAUUGGCCCGGUGUUGGGCGCUCUGGGAAUCAAGGCGCUCAGGUGGCCUGGGAUGGCGGCUAAUAUCGCUAUCGAGGUUUGGGAAACAUCGUCAUCCGACCUCUACGUCCGGGUCCUGUAUAGCGGGCACGCCGUGAAAACGAUCCACGGAGCAUUGGAUUGGAUUCCGCUUUCCAAGCUGCUGGAUAUUCUGCGACCGUUUGUGCCGGAGGAUAUCAUAUCCAUGUGUAACGCAUAG